UCUCUCUCUCUCUCUCUCUCUCUCUCUCUAACAAUGGCGUACUCGAAGGUUAUGGUUUCGAUGUUAGUGGCAUUGUUCUGGGGACUUGUGGUCGCUAAGUCUCCGUCAGCCGCACCAUCACCGCUGGUAUCUCCAACGACAGCAACAUCACCAGCCGCCGCUCCUCAUGCUCCAACACCGUCACCCACCGUAGAGCCACCAUCCGCCACUCCAACUCCUACGCCGGCUCCAGUCCUCUCUCCUUCUCCAACAAAGACUCCACCAGCGUCGGCUCCUUCUCCGGCCACCGUGAUCUCUCCACCAUCUCCUCCGACAGUAUUGCCUCCGUCUCCGUCUCCUUCGAUCGCGUUGCCUCCGUCUGAUGUAGCUCCGGCACCGAACGGCGCCUUUCUGGACAGAUUCUCCAUUGGAUCUAUCGCCGUCGGCUUCUUGACCGUCGCUUUGAUUGCGUAGACAGCCUAAAAGAAUUUAUUUUCUUGCUUACAAA
Ilex paraguariensis (yerba mate) is the source of this 487-nucleotide messenger RNA. The record is from the annotation of a GenBank genome assembly. NCBI's taxonomy places the organism in Eukaryota, Viridiplantae, Streptophyta, Magnoliopsida, Aquifoliales, Aquifoliaceae.